Molecule: messenger RNA, 820 nt
Organism: Rubroshorea leprosula
Lineage: Eukaryota; Viridiplantae; Streptophyta; Magnoliopsida; Malvales; Dipterocarpaceae
Source: the annotation of a GenBank genome assembly
GCUAUCCAGAGAUACUGACAUGGAAAUCUAUGUAUUGCAGAAAGGAGAUGUGGAAACAGGGAGCCAAAGUGAAGCAAGAUGGUUGAAGCAGCUUUCAACAUUGACAAAACGAUCAUUUGUGAACAUGAGUAGAGAUGUGGGAUAUUACUGGGCAAGGAUAGUGACAUACAUAGCUGUAUCCAUCUGUGUUGCCACUGUAUUCUUUGAUGUUGGCUACAGCUACACCUCUAUUCUUGCCCGGGUAGCUUGCGGUGCUUUUAUAACUGGAAUUAUGUCAUUCAUGUCUAUUGGAGGCUUCCCAUCCUUCAUUGAAGAAAUUAAGGUUUUCUAUAAAGAAAGACUCAAUGGCUACUAUGGAGUUGCAGUAUACAUUCUAUCCAACUUCUUCUCUUCGUUCCCUUUCUUGGUUGCUAUUGGCCUUAUCAGUGGGACCAUAACAUUCUUCAUGGUGAAAUUCAGAACAGGAUUUUCACAUUAUGCGUUCUUCUGCCUUAAUAUCUUUUUUUGCAUAGCUGUUGUAGAAAGUCUAAUGAUGGUUGUGGCUUCACUGGUUCCCAAUUACUUGAUGGGGAUCGUAACCGGGGCUGGAAUUAUGGGAAUCUUAAUGAUGACUUCUGGAUUCUUCCGACUGCUGCCUGAUCUCCCAAAAGCAAUUUGGCGAUAUCCUGUUUCAUACAUUAGUUUUGGUGCUUGGGCACUUCAGGUAUUUCUUUGCCUCAGAUAAUUUCCGUUCGGAGUAGGAUAAAAAAAAAUAGGCUUGUAAGUUUACCUGGCUGCAAGAUUCAGGUAAAAAUAAUUUUAAUCAAUUUUAAACUUAAUU